CUCACGAGACUUUAGACAUAGUCACAAACAAUAAAGCAUCAAAGAAUCCUGCUGAAAUAUGAGUCUCAUCACCAACAAUAUUGGUAUUGUCUAUACUACCCUCUUCCUUCUCUCUUGUUCUUCCACACUCCAGAACACAAAAGCAGUGCCUCUUCACACCAACGGAAGGUGGAUAGUAGACGAAGAAGAAGGAGAGCAAAGAGUGAAGCUUGCAUGUCUCAACUGGGUCUCCCAUUUGGAAGCAUCAGUUCCUGAGGGACUAAACAAACAGCCCCUUGAUGAAAUCUCAAAGAGAAUCAAGUCAUUGGGUUUUAACUGCGUUAGGCUCACUUGGCCACUUCAAUUGGUCACCAAUGCUUCCCUUUCUUCACUCUCUGUUAGACAGUCCCUCAAUAAUCUUGGCCUUCUUGAUUCCAUCGCCGGUGUGCAAUCCAAUAAUCCCAACUUCAUUGACCUUCCCCUCAUCGAAUGUUUCCAGGCGGUGGUGAAAAGCUUGGGAGAGAACGAUGUGAUGGUGAUUUUGGACAAUCACGUGACCCAACCCAGUUGGUGCUGCAGUGCCAUGGACGGCAACGGCUUCUUUGGUGACACGUUUCUUGAUCCAGACAUAUGGAUUAUGGGCCUUACUAAAAUGGCUACCCUUUUCAAUGGAGUGACUAAUGUUGUUGGAUUCAGUUUAAGAAAUGAGCUAAGAGGCCCCAAACAGAAUGUCAAUGAUUGGUAUAGGUACAUGCCUAAAGGAGCAGAAGCAGUACAUGCUGCGAAUCCAGAUGUUCUAGUAAUUUUCUCUGGCCUAAAUUUUGACACAGAUUUAUCAUUACUUCAAAAUCAGUCAGUGAAACUCACUUUCAACGGGAAGCUAGUAUUUGAGGUGCAUAGGUAUAGCUUCAGUAAUGGUCAAGCAUGGGAGUUGGGGAAUCCAAACCAAGUGUGUGGACAAGUCACCUUAGAUUUUAUGAGAAAUUGUGGGUUUUUAUUGGACCAAGGGAUGCCAUUAUUUUUGAGUGAGUUUGGUGUAAAUAUGAGAGGAACAAGUGUUAAUGACAAUAGGUACUUUAAUUGCUUUAUGGGUUUGUUAGCUGAGCUUGAUUUGGAUUGGGCCUUAUGGACACUUGUUGGGAGUUACUACCUUAGAGAAGGGGUGGUUGGAGCAAGUGAGGAUUAUGGUGUUCUUAAUUCAGAUUGGAGCCAAGUUAGCAAUUCAAGUUUCUUGCAAAGGGUCUCAUCCAUUCAACAACCUUUUCAAGGGCCAACAUUACUAGAAAUUAAACCACACAAAGUGAUCUUUCAUCCACUGACAGGUCUAUGUAUCAUAAGGAAGUCAACGGUUGACCCGUUGACUUUGGGACCUUGCUCUAAUUCUGAUGGGUGGGACUACACACCAGAAGAUAAAACACUAUCCAUAAAGGGCACAAAUUUGUGUUUACAAGCAGAGAGAGAAAGGAUGGCAGCAAAACUUGGAACAUGUUUAGGUUCAAACUCAUCAAUAUGGGAAAUGAUCUCUGAUUCAAAGAUGCAUCUCUCAUCAAGAGUAAACAACAACAACAAUGGUAGUGUUUGUUUGGAUGUGGACACCAACAACAUCAUUGUUACAAAUGCUUGCAAAUGUUUGAGUCAAGAUACUCAAUGUGAUCCUGUAAGUCAAUGGUUCAAACUUAUUGAUAGCUCAAGGAGGUCAACUACAAGAUUAUCGAUUGACUCAAUGCUGAGUUUAUCAGAAAUUGACAUUUCUAGGAAUUAUUGAACUCAACAUUAUUUCAAUUUAUU
Messenger RNA from Arachis stenosperma, 1767 nucleotides. RefSeq names its product glycosyl hydrolase 5 family protein-like. Gene Ontology annotation, molecular function: hydrolase activity, hydrolyzing O-glycosyl compounds. Lineage: Eukaryota; Viridiplantae; Streptophyta; Magnoliopsida; Fabales; Fabaceae. The transcript has 4 exons. The record is from RefSeq and is a predicted model, not a curated record. Bases 59 to 1744 code for a protein of 561 amino acids.